AUGUCGCAACCUCAACCGGCUCCAGGUCCUCGCGAUGAAGAUCCACCGACAUUGACCUUACCUCCCCGCCGCAGUCACACCUUUCCAGAGCAGCCGCAUCAACAACAUCAAACCUUCGAUGGUUCAUCCCAACCACAACGGGCGCCGUCGUGGCCCCGGGAACCACCUCAGCCAACCUACCCCCCAUCAUCCGGAUACAACCCUUAUAUGAUGCCAUAUUCGGUCCCGUACUAUCCCAUUCCUCAGCCUCCGGUUGCCUAUCCUCCAGCAUCUGUCCCUCCCGGACCAACGCGCGCAGCCCAUCACGUCCAUUUUGAGCCCUACAAUGAGUACACUCAACCAGGCCAGCAGGGACCACCACCCGUCCCCUUAGUUGCUCCCUAUGACACUGGGGCAACACCUCCAGGCGGAUAUUAUGGACCUGGAGACUCGCUCUCUCGGCCUUCCCGACAACCUGUGAGAGCAAGACAUAUUGUUGGACGCUCAGCAUCACCGACACCUGCGUCUUCUCCCAGUAGGCUCAAAAACAAGCGUCGGCAUAAGACCGUCAAGUUCGAGCAGGACAGUGACGACGAUGUCCUCCAUAACAUCGAUGAGUACUCACCACCGCUACAGUCUCAUGCUCCUCCUGCAGAGACCUUGUCCCCUGGCGCGGACGACGACGAAUCGGAUGAGGAUCGGAGCGACGAGUUACGAUCCAACUCUACCGUCGAAGGUGCUUACAGGUCUGCGCGAGGAGCCUCCACUGUCAGAAGCUACGGGUCUUCAAGAUUCAGGGCUACGCCAGCUCUAGUAACUGAAGAGUCUGGGUCGUCUGCCUACUCCUUCGCUGCGUCCUUCCGGGCAGCAAGGGCGGCAUCGAUUGGAGGUUCAGCAGACGGGGAGCAGAGCGAGGAUCUGGAUGCGACCCCGAGCCAACCAUCGCCAAGGGAUGAUCAGAAUUCCGAAGUAGCCCACAUUCUUGCCUCGUUCUAUACUGGCGAAGGAUACACAGUUGCCGAAGGUCACCACUCAGCAGGCUUGCUGAUGGCCGCAAACCCAGCCCAGCUACGGCACCUUCAGCCACUAUAUCGUUGGAUGCAUCUUACCCGACCUUUAAUGUCCCUGGAAGACCUUUCGAACCAGGUCGCGCGCCUCUCCGUCCUGACAGGCAUCGAAAGGAAGGCAGUCAACGAUAUCCUCUUCCGUCUCAAACAGUCAUCCGUCAAGUUGAUUCAGACCUCGAGCGGGAAGCCCGUACAGCACAUGGAACCGGGCUGUUUCGAUUACGUUUUGCCUCACGAUAGCGGUGUUGGAGGGCAAACUCGUACGACCCGGAGCGUGACCUGGAUUUGCCUGCCAUAUUUUAGCCUCGAGCCAUACUCUGGCCUCCUCUCUGGUGCUGAAAACUCAUCAGCGUUUCCGAUCCAGACCUUACUGCAGGCUCAAUUCUCUCGGACUGCCAAAGAACGCGACAUGCAACAAGCAGUACGACAAGUUGCCAAGGCCGGCCCGGGCCUCUGUUUUCACAUUUCGCAGCUUUGGUGCAUCAUCAUAAACAACUCAUUCGUGAUCACGUACGGCAGAAUGUCCGAAGAUGUACUAUGCGGCAACUCCAUUACAAAGUCCGUCAAAGCCCUGAGUAGUCUUUCCGAGGAGCAAUCCCAGCAAAAGUUUUGGGUCAGAUUCGGUGGUAAUGUUAUGUGGACUUUGCCGGUAAAGGAUUGUCAGACAUGGUUUAGCUUCGUUUCCCAUUUUUGGGAGUUCUGGCAUCUGCCCCUCUGCUUCUACCGUAACAAGCGUGUGGUCUGCCCAGAGGACUGGCCGAAAAUCUGGGCGUCAGCAAGUCAGAAACACUCGCAUAGAAUCUCCUUUGAUCUUGAGCUUGGGCCGACGCCCAAGCUUCCGACACCAGGGCGACUCGUGCCAAUCCAACCCCAAUCCGAGCAGACCGAGGGGACCGCAACAGACGAACCCAAAGACAGCGAGGCAACUAGCUCCAAGCAAGAAAACCGGGAUGAGAAGGCAAGGAGGACUACACAGCUACGGACCCCCACUACAAGGACAACAACAGCCAAUUCUCCGAAAGCCUCCGAGUCACCGCCGAGUUCCUCUUUUGCACUUUUUACAUGCCUCGACGACGUUUCGCUGGCCAAAAACGAUACGAUUGACGAAGCCAAACUCGACGAGCGCCUCCAUGAGAUAGAAACAAUCCUGUUGCACGAGACAAGUGUCAGCGAUCAACGUGCAUAUAAACGCUGCCCAAGCGCCAACCGCCUCUCCAUUUAUCAUAUGCUUGAACAUGAGCAGCAAGAGAUAGUCCACCCCGAAAGGAGGAUACGCUCAUCCAACCCGCAGGACUACGAAAUACGGGCCGACAUAUUCAACUUGGCCGACAUGAUUUUCAGGUUCUUUUUUCCCGGCACAACCGAAACCCCCAUGGCGUCCAAAUUCUGGGGUGCCGUAAGAAAUCAAGUCAAGCAGCAUGACGACGAGGGCGUGGCCGACGAUCGAUACCAACUACGAGCUGUACUCAAAGAGCUUGCCGUCAUGAUACUCUACUUCACAGAAACGUUUCUACAUGCGCAACAUGCGGAUCGUGUUCAAAUCCACGUGCCCGACCAGCUAAUUGAUGGCUGGCUCCAUCUCCUUUUGGGCCUAUCGUACAUGUCAACGGAUCCGGAGAGAGCAUCCACCUUCCUGGAUGUUCAUGCCAAACCUCUUAUCAGCCAAGGUCUCAACGCCAUUGUAAAAGACAUGGCUAAAAAGCCCCUUCUUGAGAAGUCCGUCGUUCUUCCCCAGGAACUAGUCUCAUUGAUGAGUAUGAAGCUUCUCACGGACGUUACUCCUGGUCUACCGAACAUCAGCCAGACGUAUUCUGCGUAUUUGAGUGCCAUUGAAUCAGACAUCACCGGCAAGCAGUCCGAUCGAUCACACGAACAGCGCCUCGACCUGCUUGACCAAGAACUAUUGGUAGUACAGAAGACUGUCAAGUCGCAACGCGACAUCUUCGAGCGUUUGGAAAGGUACAGCCAACAGUCUGCCUACAAAAUGCCAGCAUCGGCCCGUUCCCGGGUGGCACCCAUACAAGGCCCACCACAACCGGUAUACUACUCAGGAGCACCGAGAGGGGCUCAAUCGGAGCGCAAUAUUUAUAGGCAGUAUAAUCAUUACGAACAACCACGAUUGAGGUCGGCACGCGGCUAUGGGCAACAGGAACAAGGACAGUACUACGAGCCUCCACCUUUCUACGUCGAAGAAGUUCCCGGCUCGAUGACAGAGGAAUCGAAGCAGCUCUCUGCACGAGAUCCAGGUGGCUUCCGUCAACUGUUCCUCAACGAAUGUAUCCUGCAACUUGACCAGCGCGAGCGGGAGUUUGAGGAGUACGAGCUUCACUCCAAACAGCUGAGGGUUAUGAAUCGUAACAAAGUGGACAUUAAGAAGGACCGCCAAGAGCGUCUCAUAUAUGCCUUCACGGUGGUCACUAUCAUUUUCCUGCCUCUGUCGGCCGUCUCGAGCAUAUUCGGCAUGAACACCAGUGACAUUCGCGACAUGGAAGUUGGGCAAUGGGCUUACUGGGCCGUUGCCAUUCCUGUCACCGCAGCAGUUCUCUUCCUCGGCUUUCUCUUCACCGGCGACCUUGGAGCAGUCUUCCGUUGGGUUUCCAGGAUCAGUGGAAGUGGCAUGUCGUCUUUGCCAGGAUCCGGUUUCCAGGGCAAACUUCCUUCUCUGGGAUCCGGUACUGAGAAGUGGCGAAUUAAGAAGCCUGGCCAGAUGGGCUUGGGAAGUGGCCCAGGAGAGGAUGAUUACGGGGAGCAGGAGAUUGAGUAUGUCAUGCCAAGAAGGUCCGAGAACCUGAGGCGGAGGUCGUAUACUCCCUAUGAGACUGGAGAUUAUCCAAGUGCCUAUUUACGUUAUGAAAGGGGAGAGGUGACUAGGCCCGGGCAACGGGGAGAGAAAUGGGGAUUGCCAUAUUGA
This is a messenger RNA of Neurospora tetraspora, 3957 nucleotides long. RefSeq lists its product as uncharacterized. The transcript is spliced from 9 exons. Gene Ontology annotation, biological process: metal ion transport; transmembrane transport. Gene Ontology annotation, molecular function: magnesium ion transmembrane transporter activity; cobalt ion transmembrane transporter activity; magnesium ion binding. The record is from RefSeq and is a predicted model, not a curated record. Bases 1 to 3957 code for a protein of 1318 amino acids. Gene Ontology annotation, cellular component: plasma membrane. Lineage: Eukaryota; Fungi; Ascomycota; Sordariomycetes; Sordariales; Sordariaceae.